AUGAGAAGUCAGCUAACUAAGUUGACUCAGACCUUGAGUGUUAGAGAACCAGGGAAGUUUCCCUCACAACCAAGUCCAAACCCUGUAGGUCAAGCCCAUAGGGCCGAAGGGUCAUCUAGUGAGAAUCAUGAACAAGUCCAGUCUGUCACUGUCCUUAGGAGUGGGAAAGUAAUUGAGAAACCUGAGGACCCUAGGACAGUGUGGCCUACCACUUGUAAAAAAGACCAAGGGCAUGAUGAAAUGAAUGAUGAGGAAGUGAAUGAAGGAAGUAAAGAGGGUAAGAAGAAAGUCGAUAAGGAAGAAAGAGAGCAAGAGAGAAAGCAAAAGGUAAAAGGGAAGAGUAUUGAAGAGAGAACCAAAUUUGAACCUCGACCACCCUUUCCUCAAAAAUUAGCCCAAUCAAAAAGAGAUAAAACAAAUGCAGACAUAUACGAAGUAUUCAAACAGGUAAGGAUAAACAUUCCUUUAUUAGAUGCAAUUAAGCAAACACCUUCGUAUGCUAAGUUUUUGAAGGAUCUCUGUACAGUCAAAAGAAAAAUCAAUGUGCGGGAAAAAGCAUUCUUGACGGAACAAGUAAGUGCUAUCCUUCAAUUCAAGACCCCUCCAAAGUACAAGGACCCAGGAUGUCCUACCAUUACUUGCAUAAUUGGAAGCCAAAAAGUCGACCAAGCACUUCUUAACCUAGGGGCUACUGUCAAUCUGUUGCCUUUCAGUGUCUAUCAGCAGUUAGGGUUGGGAGAACUCAAGCCCACUAGGGUCACUCUUCAAUUGGCUGACCGAUCAGUAAAAGUUCCUCGCGGGAUUGUGGAGGAUGUCCUAAUCCAAGUGGACAAAUUCUAUUUCCCAGUGGACUUUAUUGUCUUAGAUACCCAGCCCCACCAGGGUCCUCAGUCACCUAUUCCCGUUAUCCUAGGGAGACCAUUCCUUGCUACUUCGAAUGCAAUCAUCAAUUGUAGGAAUGGGAUCAUGAAACUAUCAUUUGGGAAUAUGACGGUGGAGAUGAAUGUUUUCAAGGUAGCUAAGCAACCAAAUGACGAAAUGGAAUUGGAGGAAGUUGAUUUAAUCCAGACCUUAAGUGAAGAAUACUUUGAGAAGGCUCUUUAUGAACAGGUUAUUUAUAAAUUAGAGAAGCAAACUUCAGAAGGGAUAGAGCCUGACGUUGAGUCAGCCAGGGUGAUCACACAACUGAUGCCUGGCCUAGAGCCAUUGAAAUUACCUGGGAAUGAAACCCCACCAUCUUUGGUCCGCCCACCCCAACUUUAG
Messenger RNA from Diospyros lotus (date-plum), 1263 nucleotides. RefSeq lists its product as uncharacterized. Lineage: Eukaryota; Viridiplantae; Streptophyta; Magnoliopsida; Ericales; Ebenaceae. Bases 1 to 1263 code for a protein of 420 amino acids. The record is from RefSeq and is a predicted model, not a curated record. The transcript has a single exon.